UAAAUUUGGAACGAGAGAAGUGCGGCAAGAUAUCUUACCCUCGCUGUCCUAGCGUGAUGAACUCGAAACAAAGUCUUAAAAACAUCGUGCAAAGCGGGUAAAAGGCUCGUGAAUCGAGCUAACUCGAGGUCAAAAGUUAUCGAAGGAGAGACGUCACGCUAAAUGGCGAGGUUGCUCGAUCGUCGACAGAGAUCGUUGUUCGUGAAACUCGUUUUUACACAAUGAUCGAAUUUUUCUAUUAAAAAUUCAUCCGCUGAUAUUAAUCUCCAGUCUAUUCUUUAUGGCAAUUCAUGGCACAAAGAGAGGAGACACGACUGAAGAAAGGAAGAUAUGUUAAAAGGUUUCCACGCGUGCUGCGAGUGCAAGAAAACGUACAGAUCGAGAAUGGCCCUAAAUCGGCACGUGCGAGAGGAAUGCGGUAGAGUUUUGUACACGUGUCCCUUUUGCCACAGCAUCAUGCCCAUGAAGUUCAACCUGCUCAAUCAUCUGAAGAAGGAACACGGUUGCGUGGCCAAGAUUUGAAUGGUACCCCCGAAAUAAUAGCUUCUUCCAUCUUCCUGCGACUGUGUGUGAAAAUUCGUUCAACGAAUCGAUCACGACUAUGCUCGAUC
Molecule: messenger RNA, 611 nt
Organism: Apis dorsata (giant honeybee)
Lineage: Eukaryota; Metazoa; Arthropoda; Insecta; Hymenoptera; Apidae
Product: transcription factor grauzone-like
Exons: 2
Coding region: 331-522 (63 amino acids)
Source: RefSeq, a predicted model, not a curated record